Messenger RNA from Acipenser ruthenus (sterlet), 810 nucleotides. Its product is annotated as granzyme K-like. The record is from RefSeq and is a predicted model, not a curated record. Bases 15 to 809 code for a protein of 264 amino acids. The transcript has 5 exons. Gene Ontology annotation, molecular function: serine-type endopeptidase activity. Gene Ontology annotation, biological process: proteolysis. Lineage: Eukaryota; Metazoa; Chordata; Actinopteri; Acipenseriformes; Acipenseridae.
CCUUCUCUUCUAAAAUGAGGCUGUCACUUCUUGCAGGUGACCCCAUUCUUGCGAUAUGUGUCUUGUUCCAUGGCUGUACCUGCAUGAAAAUAAUUGGAGGAAAAGAAGCUGGAUUGAAACCCUACAUGGUGGCUUUAUAUUUGUACAAUGCAGAUCAGCAGAUACACCUGUGUGGGGGGACACUGAUAGAACGGGACUGGGUUCUAACAGCAGCUCACUGUGAUCAGGGUGGAAUAAUAAAGGCUUAUCUUGGAACUAAGCGUAUAGGUCAAAGCAACAUGAAGGCCACAGAGGUGGUUCAGAAAAUUCAGCAUGAAAACUACAAUAGAACUCACAGCAAUGACAUCAUGCUUCUUAAGCUAAAAAAACCUGCAGUUCUAAAUAACAACAUACGUUUACUUGGCCUACCGGAAAAUAAUGACGAUGUGAAACCUGGAACACUGUGCAAUGUGGCAGGGUGGGGACGGACACUGACCCUCCUUUAUUCUCCAACACUUCAAGAGGUGAAUGUGACUGUCAUUGACAGAGAGACGUGCAACAGCAAGGACUAUUAUAAUCAUGAUCCAACCAUAACUGAGGAUCUGCUGUGUGCUUGUAAUAAAACAGGCGGGGGAGACGCAUGCCAAGGGGAUUCUGGCAGUCCUUUAGUAUGUGAAGGUAUUUUCAGGGGCAUAGUUUCUGGUGGAGAGGGCUGUGGCUUAGCAAAGAAACCUGGAAUAUAUGUAAACCUGAAUAAGAAAUAUGUUACAUGGAUAAAAGAGAAGAUCCGUCGUCAUAACCACCAGGAAGAGUCUGGAAAUCAAGUUUAAA